AAGGAAACGUGUCUUGAGGAGGGACUUACUCAAUCAGUGCUUCAGACUGUUGUUAAUCCGGUCGAGUGGCGAACGUGCUAACAUGCUAACUCGGGAUUACUUGACGGUGAAUCAUUGCGAUUGAAGUGAAAUUUCGGUGAAAUUGACGCAGGAAAACCUCAGAAACAUUACCAGAGAGGAGCGUGUGCGCACGGGCAGCGGACGCAAAACGUGAUGGGAAGUUGAGGAGAAAGUUUGCAACUUGUUGACGGCUUCCAGCUAGCUGUGCUGUUAGCCUGCCGGUGGCUGAUCGACAAGUUGAGAGUCCAGGAUUUAGACGGAUCCAUGACCCACUCCCCGGUUCUGUCCGCCUUGUUCGGCAUGACGGACGAGUCCGAACCGCUGGGAGCCGCUGAGUUGAUCAAAGAGCGUCUGUAUUUCGCUACACUACGAAGCAAACCCAAAAGCACAGCCAACACUCACUACUUUUGCACGGAUGAUGAGUUUGUCUACGAAAAUUUUUAUGCAGACUUCGGUCCUCUCAACUUGGCUAUGUUGUAUCGAUACUGCUGCAAACUGAACAAGAAGCUCAAGUCCUUCACAUUGACCAGGAAACGAAUCGUUCACUACACCAGUUUUGACCAGAGGAAGAGGUCCAAUGCUGCCGUGCUCAUUGGAGGAUACGCUGUGAUCUACUUGAAGAAAACUCCAGAAGAAGCUUACAGAGCUCUGGUCUCUGGAUCCAACGCCUCCUACCUUCCCUUCAGGGAUGCGUCAUUUGGGAACUGUACCUUCAACCUGAACGUUCUCGACUGUCUGCAGGGCAUUAGGAAGGCUCUCCAACACGGAUUCUUCGACUUUGAGACGUUUGAUGUGGACGAGUAUGAACAUUACGAGCGGGUUGAGAAUGGAGACCUUAACUGGAUUGUUCCAGGCAAACUUCUGGCCUUUAGCGGACCACAUCCCAAGAGCAAAAUAGAGAACGGUUACCCUCUCCACGCCCCUGAGGCCUACUUCCCCUACUUCAGGAAGCACAACGUGAGCGCCGUUGUGCGUCUCAAUAAGAAGAUCUAUGAUGCCAAGCGAUUCACAAACGCUGGCUUUGACCACUAUGACCUCUUCUUUCUGGACGGGAGCACACCCAGCGACAUGAUCACCCGCCGCUUCCUAUCCCUAUGUGAUGGUGCGCUUGGCGCCAUGGCGGUUCAUUGCAAAGCUGGUCUGGGAAGGACGGGCACUCUGAUUGGCUGUUACCUCAUGAAGCAUUACCGCUUCACUGCGCCUGAAGCCAUUGCAUGGAUCAGGAUCUGCAGACCCGGAUCUGUGAUUGGACCGCAGCAACACUACCUGGAAGAGAAACAGGCAUGGCUAUGGUUGCUGGGAGACAACCAGCGGGCCCAGAAGUCCAAGACGGAGGAGAGGACGGUGCCUCACCUUAUCGCCAGUAUGGAUGACCUCACUUUAAACACCACAAAUUCCGCCCACAACAGUAGCAUCCAACCUUCAUCUAGCUCUGACUGCCUGCUGGAGAGCAACGUGACGGAGCGGUCUGCUCUAACUCAGGGAGACAAAUUGAGAGCCCUAAAGAGUCGACGACCCCCCCGUCCAUCCACGACUGGAGCCUUGAGAGUGGAGCAGGUGAAGAACCACAGCAGGUCAACAUCACAACCUCUCAGACUGACCAUGGGUGGAGAUCAGAGCUCCACCUCCCCGCUGAAAUCCUUCAAGUUCCCAACAUCCUCUGUUGCUGCUGCUGCAGCCAAGAGGAUUGGUCGAAGUCCGUCAUCGUCAUCCAGCAUGAGGUCAGACACUUCCUCCAGCUCCCGAUUGGCCAGCUCGCUAGGUGACGUGUAUGCUGCCCAUGCGGAGGAGGACAGGAAGAUGUAUGCUUCUCUUCCUACCCCCUCCUCCUCCAUCUCCUCUCUGGCCCCGCCCUCCCUGUGUAGUUAUGGUAACGGCCCUCACGGUACACUACAUGAGGUCCACAGCGGUAUGCUGGCAGGCUCAGCAGCACCCCCUUCCCUGUCGUACGGCGCUCUAACUGCUCCAUCGGGACGCUACUUGAGCCGCUCCAUUCCCUCCCUUCAGUCUGACUAUGUCCAGUUCUAGAAGAUCCCACGUGCCCUAAACACACCUCCUUCAUGAUUACCCACAAGGCCCUGCUGUUGCUGCUAUACUUCUAACAAAGACUGAAGUUGUUUGUAAAAGAUUUAUUUAGAUACAAAUUUUUUAUUUUUAUUUUAAAGACUCUUUGAUGGAACAAUGACUGUGGUCAUGGUUACAGUGUUCACUGCAUGAUUGGCAGAGAGACAUUUUAUGGGCUGCUUUUUCUUCUUUUUAUGCUUUUAACUCAGUGCUUCUGGAAUGGGAUAAGCAGUUUUUAGAAGAUGACCAAUCACAAUAUCCUCUCAGCACACACACACACACACACACACACAGAUGAUUUUAGCAUUGUGCUAGCUUUUAGCCUUAGGAGGAAUAGUUAGCCUCUAACCGCUCUUAAAAGUUGAACUUGAUUUUAACAAAGUUUCUCUAAUGAAAAGCGCUGAUGAUGCCGGAGCUUUGAUGAAGGUCAUUAACGGAUCACAUGAUGGAUUCGGUCUUCUACCUCCUCAGUUUUGGUUUUUAAGAGCAAUGUUGGGCACUUUCAAAAUAAGAGCUGCUGGGACCAAAUCACAGUGUUGGUGUGAAAACAGAACUCACGCAAAGUUAGGGUGAAGUAACAACAUGGUGAUGAUGAAGAGGAUGAGGAUAACGACGUGUGCCAUAAAGGAGAGUUGAGUUGUUUUUAUGAAAUGAGCAAAAAAAAGUAACUUCCUGUUUAUCUUCAGUGUAAAGAUUUUAAACUAUCACAGGGCUUUUAUUUGGAAGCUUUCAGGAAGCUUUUAUUUUUUCAACUUUGAAAAGAUGUUUAUUUUCUUGCCACUGGAGAGAAUAAAUUAUUUUUGUUGA
Messenger RNA from Doryrhamphus excisus (bluestripe pipefish), 2931 nucleotides. Lineage: Eukaryota; Metazoa; Chordata; Actinopteri; Syngnathiformes; Syngnathidae. The record is from RefSeq and is a predicted model, not a curated record.